GUGCCUCGUAGGUGACGGGAGUGCCAGGUCGCUCUCCUCCUCCGCUCUUCUUGCGCUCCUGGGACUGGCACUAACGCAAUGGCGAACGCACAGUUCACCAUCCCCGACUACGCCGUCUUCGUGCUCAUGCUGGUGGUGUCCGUUGCCAUCGGCGUGCACAGCGCACUCAGGGGCGGCGGCUCCUCGUCCACCCAGCAGUAUCUGUUGGGGGGGCGGCGCAUGUCACCCAUACCCGUCGCCAUUUCCCUCCUUGGCGGUAUCAUUUCUGCGAUUUCCAUAUUAGGAAAUGCGACGGAGAUGUACUACUUUGGCACGCAGUUGACCGUGAACCUUCUGGGCUGCGUGGUGGGCACCAUCAUCACACAGUGGCUAAUUCUGCCCCUCAUUUACCCUCUGCAGAUCAUCUCCAUCAAUGAGUACAUCGAGAGGCGUUUCAAGUCUUCCAAGCUUCGGAAAAUGGCCACGUCUUGCCAGCUUUUGCAGUACUCAAUAUACAUGGGUAUCUGCCUGUACGCUCCUGCUCUCACCUUGUCCACUGUCACAAGCCUUCCUACAUGGGCUUCCGUCGUCAGCAUGGGUGUCAUCUGCACUUUCUACAUCACAAUCGGUGGCGUCAAGGCAGUGGUGUACACAGACGUGGUGCAGACUCUCCUCAUGUUCUUUGGCGUGCUGGUGGUGGUGAUAAUAUGCUGUAUACGUUUAGGCGGCCCGGAUGAGGUGUGGACUAUAUCUGAACAGGGACACCGUAUCGAAUUCUUCAACAUGAACCCGAGUCCCUUCGAGCGCCACACCUUCUGGACGUCGAUGGCGCAUGGAAUCUACCUCAUAGUCGCCUAUGUUGGCCUCAAUCAGCAGACGUACCAGAGAUUUGCGUCCGUCGAGACCUUAACGAUAUCGCUCAGGUUGUGCACCUUCUUCCUGUUCGGACUGUGGGCCCUGUGGGUGCUCUUCUACUUCUCCGGCCUCGUCGCCUACGCCACCUACAGCACCUGCGACCCGCUCACGGCCGGGAGCAUCGAGAAGGCCGACCAGAUCAUCCCUUAUCUCGUGGUUGAUAAGCUGGGUCACAUCAGGGGGCUCCCGGGGCUCUUCGUGGCGGCAGUGUACGGCGGGGUCCUCAGUUCCCUCUCGUCGACGGCUAACUCGAUCGCCUGCGUGAUAUGGGAAGACUUCCUGAAGCACCGGGAAUACUUCAAGGGCAUAAGCGACCGCAGUGCCACCAACGUCAUCAAAAUGCUUUCUGUGGCGACGGGGCUGCUGGCCAUCGCCCUCGGGCUGCUGGCGGGCAACCUGGGCUCCAUCUUCCAGAUGACCCAGACGGUCCUUGGCGCCAUCUCGGGCCCGCUCAUCGGCAUCUUCAUCUCCGGCAUCUGCAUCCCCUGGGCCAACGCCAAGGGAGCGGCAGUCGGGUUCGUGGCGUCGUUCCUCUCCUGCCUGACGCUGGUGGUCGGCAAGUUCCUGAGGGGCGGCGCGUCCCCGCCGAUGCUCCCGCUCUCCGUCGCCGGCUGCAACGCCACCGACGCCGCCGUCCUGGGCCUCAACGGCACGGCCCUUGACUACGAGGGCGACGUCACCACACCCUUCUUGGAGCAGGACUUCACCACCGUUGGGCCUGACGCGCAAGACGAGUCCAAAAGCAUCUACGACAUCUCCUAUUGCUAUAAUGGAACGAUUGGCAUUCUCCUCACGGUCAUCAUCUGCAGCGUCGUCUCGCUUUUCACAGGCCCAAUGAAACCCGACGAAGUGAACCACCUGGUGAGCCCCCCCGCCGGCGCGCUCUACCGCCGCUUCUGCAAGUACCGCGAAGGGAGGCGGUACAGCGAGCGGGACACGAGGGACGAGGACGAGGACGCCGGCAUAUCCAUGGUGGUGAAGAGCACGUAGUUUAAGAUGCAACAUUUUUUUUUAUUAUUAUUAUUUUUUAUUAUUAUUUCAUUACUUUAUUAUUUUAUUAUUUAUUAUUUCUAUUAUUUAUUAUUUUUAUUAUUGCAACAUUUUUUUUUUAUGCUGAGGAUCUCUUGGUAUGUGUUCUAUGUAGGCUGAGAUGGAGUGUCUCCGAGUCAACGAGAAACCGGUUGUGUUAUUGAAAGUACAACCGCCUAAUCUAUAAGUCUACAUUGUGUGUGUGUGUUUGCGUUUGCUUAUAUUAUUUGUUUUCAUGUGUGCAUAUGUACAAGAUCAUGUUA
Molecule: messenger RNA, 2186 nt
Organism: Penaeus vannamei (Pacific white shrimp)
Lineage: Eukaryota; Metazoa; Arthropoda; Malacostraca; Decapoda; Penaeidae
Product: sodium-coupled monocarboxylate transporter 1
Biological process (GO): sodium ion transport; transmembrane transport
Cellular component (GO): membrane
Molecular function (GO): symporter activity
Source: RefSeq, a predicted model, not a curated record